Molecule: messenger RNA, 7276 nt
Organism: Myotis davidii
Lineage: Eukaryota; Metazoa; Chordata; Mammalia; Chiroptera; Vespertilionidae
Gene: GPR158
Product: G protein-coupled receptor 158
Exons: 10
Coding region: 882-4373 (1163 amino acids)
Biological process (GO): G protein-coupled receptor signaling pathway
Cellular component (GO): membrane
Molecular function (GO): G protein-coupled receptor activity
Source: RefSeq, a predicted model, not a curated record
GGUGAAAGGACUCAGCUCUGCUGCAUCUCGCGCCACCGCCUCCUCAAGCGCCUCCUCUGUGCCGCCUCGGAUUCAGCACUGGACAGCUCCCGCCCCAUGCCCAACAAAUAGCGGUCGGCUGAUUGACAGAGGAGUCGACCACACAGGGAACAGGACGACUUGAAGCCGCCCUACAAGGGUUUGGUUGCGGCCAAGCUGCCUCUUUCAACCAGCUUUCCUCCCGAUAGCAGGGAGAGGCAGGAGUGUGGUUUGUGGGCAAACCUAAAGCCUCAACGAACCAGCUGCCUGGCCCUCUGGACCCCAGAGGACAUUCGUCUUAAAAGGAAUCUUCGCUCUGUGAGGCUGGCUCCUGCGCUCGCGGUACCGGUCUGUGUGUGCGCGCGCUCCGCGCCUCGGGCGAAGCGAACCGGGAGGAGGAGCCGAGCCUGGAGGCGGGAACGACCUGCCGCGGGUGAGAUGAUGGAGCAGCGUUUUCGGCGGCCGCGGCGGCAGCAUCAGCAGCACCAGCUCUUGAACACACCUCGAUGAGAACGGCGGUGGAAGCGGCCGAGCAGAAAGACGUAAGCAGGCUAACUAUAGCUGCCGGGAGCCAGAAGGGAGGUAACCUGUUCGGCUCUAGGCUGCGAGGUGCGUAAAUCCCCAGCCGACGCACCGCGGAGCGGCUGCAGCCAGCGUUGCCACAGGUGAUUCGAUUUCCUGUGACGGUAGCUUAGCCAGUGGGCCAAUUUCGAGACAGUCUUAUUUUGAAGUCCUUUUCGACUGGGUGCCAUCUGGAGAAGGGGGAAGACUCCUAGGCAAAGUCUUACUGUGGAUACACUGACGACCAAAAUUUAAAAAGUGACUCCUCCCUUUACCUCCUCUCCUGUUUGAGAGAGAGGCAGAUGGGAGCCAUGGCUUAUCCUUUACUUUUCUGCUUCCUGCUCGCUCCUCUGGGACUGGGAGCUGCUGGUGCCAGCCGCGACCCUGCGGGACGGCCGGGUUUCCCUCGAGAGAGGACCCUGAGGGCGAAGCAGCACGCCCAGCAGCCGGCUCGAGCCUCUGCCUCGGACCCCUGGGCUCCCGGGAGCCGCUCCACCGACGGCACCAUCUUGGCGCAGAAACUCGCCGAGGAGGUGCCCAUGGACGUGGCCUCUUACCUCUACACCGGGGACUCCCUCCAGCUGAAGCGAGCCAACUGCUCCGGCCGCUAUGAACUGGCGGGCCUGCCGGGGAAGUCGUCAGCUCUAGCCAGCUCCCAUCCUUCUUUGCACGGGGCGCUGGACACGCUGACACACGCCACCAACUUCCUCAACAUGAUGCUGCAAAGCAAUAAGUCGCGGGAGCAGAACUUGCAGGACGACCUGGAGUGGUACCAGGCGCUCGUGCGGAGUCUCCUGGAGGGCGAGCCCAGCAUCUGCCGGGCGGCCAUCACCUUCAGCACCCAGUCGCUGUCCGCGUCCGCGCCCGCGUCCACCCCGCAGGUCUUCCUCCAGGCCACGCGAGAGGAGAGCCGGAUUCUGCUCCAGGACCUGUCCUCCUCGGCUCACCACCUGGCCAACGCCACGCUGGAGACCGAGUGGUUCCACGGCCUCCGGCGCAAGUGGCGGACCCAUGUGCAACGGCGGGGCUCCAAUCAGGGCCCUCGGGGCCUGGGCCAUAGCUGGCGGCGCAGAGACGGGCUGGGAGGGGACAAGAGCCCUGUCAAGUGGUCUCCUCCUUAUCUGGAGUGCGAGAAUGGGAGUUACAAGCCCGGGUGGCUGGUCACUCUCUCCGCUGCUUUCUACGGGCUGCAGCCUAACUUGGUCCCGGAAUUCAGGGGUGUCAUGAAAGUGGACAUAAAUCUUCAGAAAGUAGACAUUGACCAAUGUUCGAGUGAUGGCUGGUUUUCAGGAACUCAUAAAUGUCAUCUCAAUAAUUCAGAGUGUUUGCCGAUUAAAGGCCUUGGAUUUGUGCUCGGCGCCUAUCAGUGCAUUUGCAAAGCAGGAUUCUAUCAUCCCCGAGUCUUCUCAGAGAACAAUUUUCAAAGAAGGGGUCCGGAUCACCAUUUUGCAGAAAGAGCAAAAGAUGUGUCAGAAGAAGCCCACGUCUGCCUACCCUGCAGGGAGGGCUGCCCCUACUGUGCCGAUGACAGCCCCUGCUUUGUCCAGGAGGAUAAAUAUCUGCGACUUGCUAUCAUCUCCUUCCAAGCCCUGUGUAUGCUGCUGGACUUUGUUAGCAUGCUGGUGGUCUACCACUUUCGCAAAGCAAAGAGCAUCAGAGCAUCGGGCCUUAUCCUGUUGGAAACUAUCCUUUUUGGGUCUUUGCUUCUAUACUUCCCGGUUGUUAUUUUAUACUUUGAGCCGAGCACAUUCCGUUGCAUUCUCCUAAGAUGGGUCCGUCUUCUCGGUUUUGCUACUGUUUAUGGAACUGUCACUCUCAAGCUUCACAGGGUUUUGAAAGUGUUUCUUUCGCGAACAGCCCAACGGAUUCCAUAUAUGACUGGUGGCCGGGUUAUGAGGAUGCUGGCGGUAAUACUCCUGGUAGUAUUUUGGUUUCUUAUUGGCUGGACUUCGUCCGUUUGCCAAAAAUUGGAGAGGCAGAUUUCACUUAUUGGCCAAGGGCAAACAUCUGAUCACCUCAUCUUCAAUAUGUGCCUCACUGAGCGCUGGGAUUACAUGACAGCAAUUGUGUUGAAUUCUCAUUUCAGAUUUGUCCUUGCCUCAAGGCUUCAGUCUGAUUGGAUGUUGAUGCUGUAUUUUGCACAUACUCAUUUGACUGUGACAGUCACCAUUGGGUUACUUUUGAUUCCAAAGUUUUCACAUUCAAGCAAUAACCCACGCGAUGACAUUGCUACAGAAGCAUAUGAGGAUGAGCUAGACAUGGGCCGGUCUGGAUCCUACCUGAACAGCAGUAUCAACUCAGCUUGGAGUGAGCACAGCUUGGAUCCAGAGGACAUCCGGGAUGAGCUGAAGAAACUCUAUACCCAGUUGGAAAUAUAUAAAAGGAAGAAGAUGAUCACAAAUAACCCCCACCUCCAGAAAAAGCGGUGCUCCAAGAAGGGCUUGGGCCGAUCAAUCAUGAGGCGUAUCACCGAGAUCCCAGAGACGGUCAGCAGACAGUGUUCCAAAGAAGACAAGGAAUUCACAGAUCACAGCGCCGCCAAAAGCACUGCCCUCGGCAGGAAGAACCCACAGGAGUCGUCAGGCAACACUGGGAAACCCAAGGAGGAAUCCCUGAAAAACCGAGUCUUCUCACUGAAGAAAUCCCACAGCACUUACGAUCAUGUGAGAGACCAAACGGAAGAGUCCAGUAGCUUACCCACUGAAAGCCAAGAGGAGGAAGCCACAGAAAAAUCCACUCUGGAGUCUCUGUCGGGCAAACAGCUAACACAGACACUGAAAGAAAACAGCGAGGCUGAGUCCACGGAGUCUGUGCCUUUGGUGUGUAAGUCAGCGAGCGCUCACAAUCUCAGCUCAGAGAAGAAGCCCGGGGGGCAUCCCCGAACAUCCAUGUUACAAAAGUCUCUCAGUGUCAUAGCAAGCGCCAAGGAGAAGACGCUUGGGUUAUCUGGGAAAACCCAGACAUCAGGUGUGGAAGAACGUGCUAGAUCCCAGAAACCUCUGCCAAAAGAUAGAGAGACCAACAGAAAACCCUCAAACUCAGAUAACACAGAGACUAAAAAUUCUGUCCCCCAAAACUCUAAUAAUCUGGAAGAGCCGAGAAAACCUCAGAAGUCUGGGAUUAUGAAGCAACAAAGGUCCAACCCCCCUACUGCUAAUUCUGACAUGAGCCUAGUCACCACCCAGGUGAAGGACAACUGUGACAUAGGGGAAGUGUGCCCUUGGGAGAUUUAUGACCUCACCCCUGGUCCUGUGCCUUCAGAAUCAAAAGUUCAAAAGCAUGUAUCUAUUGCGGCUUCUGAAAUGGAGAAAAACCCAACCUUUUCCUUAAAGGAGAAAUCUCAUCACAAGCCCAAGGCAGCGGAACUAUGUCAGCAAUCCAAUCAGAAGAGCAUAGACAAGGUUGAGGUCUGCCCUUGGGAGAGCCAAGGUCAGACCCUUUUUGAAGAUGAGAAGCAUUUGAUUUCUAAGACUCAGGUUCCCCCAGGGAGAGCAAAAGAUGAGAAUGGUGGUCAGCGUUGUGCAGCCACUGUGUGUGCUGGGCAAUAUGAAGAACUGCCCCCCAGAGUUGUAGCAUCAAAAAUAGAGAAUGAAAAUCUCAACCAAAUAGGAGACCAGGAAAAUAAGACAUCUUCCUAUCAUUCAAGUAAUAAUUUUCAGCAGCCUUUCACAUUGCGAGCUGAGGUGUGUCCUUGGGAGUUUGAGACCCCAGAUAAGCCAAAUGCCGAAAAUAGUGUAGCUUUACCUGCCUCUUCGACUUUAAAUGCAAAUAAGGUAGCAGGGUCUCGAAAAUAAGAGAUCUGGGAUACUUUCAAAGUAGCAUUCCCCAGAAAGAAAAAGAAGAAACCCUGAAUGUGAUAAGACUGAAGAUAGAAGGAUCAAAAAUUCCCAAAGAGUAUUUGUCAAUCAGGGAAAACAUGGAAGGCAUGGGCGGAGGAAAACUUAAGGAGGGGAGAGAGACAUCAUCAUGGGGAAGUUAGACUGGCCCCAAAGUCUUUCCCUGUAACACUAGGAAAAUCUUUACAUUCAGCAUGUUUGGAGGAAGUAGCCCUCAGUGUCUGCCCCUGACCAAUAUUUACCCAUGGGACUUUGGAGAUCCUAAGCCAGGCAAACCAGAAGACACAGAAGAGGCCUGAGAUUUGCAAAGAAGAAGGUAUAAAUGAAUAUGACGGAAAUUCUAAGUAGCUGACGGAAAAGAACUUACUUUACCUAUAUAAUCUUGAUAGCACUGCUAACUUAAUGCAUCCCAGAAUACCUUUUCUAUCAAUGAUUGCUCUCAUUUUCUUAUAAAUGUAUGUUUCAGUACAUUGUUGUGUCUCAUAUUCAAGCAUUCCAGAUUGUAUAAUUUUUGCAAAUAACUUUGAUAUUAUGUGACACACAUUUAUGCAAUCUUCAGCUACUCAAUUGUUCUUGCAACUUACAGAAUACCUGUUAUCUAUCAACUUUAGUUGAUUCUUGAAGUAUAAUAAGCUUUCUCUGGCUUGGGAAGUCAUAAUUGUUAUGAAAAAAAUAUUUCAGUUUUGUGACUUAGAUAUUGCAAAUUUGGAUUAACUAUUAUUUCACUUCACGGUUUGUUAUACUGUCUUAAUCAGGGUUUUUAAUACAAGUCACGUUACUUGUUUUGCACUUCUCGUUAGGGCUGAGAAGCUUGAUUAAUAUCGAAGAUCAAAUGGUCCUACAUAGUCUUACGUCUCAAUUAGUUAAGGACAACUUAAUCUAUUGUUUGAAGUCAGAGAGAUGAUGCCUUCAUUCCAAAUAAUUAUCCCUUUUAACUCUUUCAGUAUUUCAUACUUAGCAGCAUUUUAUAAGGAAGAAACUAAGAGUGAGAACAAUAUACUGUGCAUUAUUAUUACCAUUGGAAAGGGAAGACUCUAGGAAUGACAUGAGAAUUACUGUAGAGCCAGGAAAUUUGCCUUUCAAAGCAGAUGAAAAGGGAGCUCCUGAUAGCACUUUCAAGGGGUUAUUUUUUUAAAGAAAAAUAUUAUGAUUACAUCCAUAUUAUUAUAUGGUGUAUUUUUAUUGUGCAUACUAAAUAUAGAAUAUUUUCAAUGACCUUAAAGUAUUUAUUCUCAUAAACUCUUAUUCAUUGCUUCAGCUAGGGCUAGAACUUGCUGGGCUCAGAUCCCAAAGAGAUUUAUAACCCGGUUUAUCCCAAGCCUAUAAGGUGGUAUGGGCUCAUCCUUCUCCCAAGCACUUGAAAACGUACAAGUCCUGCAAAUGGCCAUUGUGAACCGUCUAGUUCGCAAUGUAAAACGCAGAGGUUUAUUUGCAAGGCAGAACAAUCCCCAAAGCAUAUUUCAUACAAUUUAUUUCACUCCACACUGGUCACUUGGUGUGAAAAUCCUAAGUUGCUGACUUGGCCCUGUUGGUGUGACUGUACAAGGAGAUUCUAUUUCAAAGCUCAGUUUCACUGUAUUUAAAGAUGAGUCACUUAAACAUGGGACCCAGACUUCCCUUUCUGUCACCCUAAACACUGACAUCUCAACGGCUUAUCUGGCCAGGACACUUCCAGCAGAAGUAACUUUUUGAUUUCAUGAGCAACAAGGGACACAUGCUAGGAGGAUAAAAGAUGAGAAAGGGGAUCAGGGAUGGAUACAGGGCUUUUCUUGGAGAAUAGCAUUCUCAGUGGAUGAUAAAAAUGAGGACUUCUUUGCAUUCAUUAUCAGAAUUUCCUCAGUGGUUUUAUUCAGGAGUAAGUGAGCCCUUCACCAUGUUGCAAAGCUGUGCACAAAUCCCCCUCACCCGGUUCCUCACUCUGUGCAUUACUCAGGUUUGUGGGCAGGUUUGAAGACAUAGGAAUUCUAUUUUUCUGUGUGUUUCCUUCAUUUAUUUUCUCUUCCCUUCCUUUUCAAUCAAGGCCUAUCUACUUGGUAACUUAGAAAUACAAUGUUAUGGUGUAUUUGUGUACCUGUUUCUAGAUCCACGUACUUGUUUAUGUCUGAGAUCAGUUAGCACUUUAUUCACUUUUUGAGAAAUAAGCAGUCAAGCAUCAGUGACUUUUUAUUGCACUUCAGAGUAAUCCUGCUUCAGGUGUGGCUUAAAGAAGACUUGCCAAAGUUCACCUUAGUCUAUAGAUUUUUCUCCACCAGCAUAAAUCAGCAAGAGUGCUUAUGUUCUUUCCUAGAGUUUCAUUGUCAUUACUUGUCGCCGAGAGAAGUUGAAAUCUAUAAUCUAUAAUUCUUGAGUUUAUUUUCCCAGAUUGAUAAUAAGGAAGUGAUAUAAACACUAAUAAGGUCACAAACACUUGCUAGGUUGUCCUUCUCAGUGCAUGUGCGAGCUGCAUCCUGUCCUUGUUUUUAAGCCAGGGUUUAUAAAUAAGUAGAUUUAUACCAAUUUAACAGAACUGUAUAUUUUAUGCCAGAAUUAAAUGCUUUAUGACAUGAAUUAUAACUCAACCCAUUGUAAACUUUGGUGGCAAUAUGGAUUUGAAACUGGACAGUUCUCUUGUAUUUGCUUCAUAAGUUUCUGCAUGCAAGUGAUGACAGGUAGGACUGAAAAACACUGCCUUUGACUUCUAGCAUUUAGCAACCGAGAGCUGUAGAGUCUAUAAAGCUAUAAGUCUCUUCACUCACUCUGUGGUUAUUCUGAAACUAUUAUCUGAAACCCACCAUGAAAUGUUUGGUAAAUUUAUGUUGUGACAUGUUGCAGCAUGUAAAUAAUUAUAACAUCUCUGCAAUAAAACAUUUAUAUGAAAGUGA